This is a messenger RNA of Salvelinus sp. IW2-2015, 430 nucleotides long. Its product is annotated as ankyrin repeat and sterile alpha motif domain-containing protein 1B-like. The record is from RefSeq and is a predicted model, not a curated record. NCBI's taxonomy places the organism in Eukaryota, Metazoa, Chordata, Actinopteri, Salmoniformes, Salmonidae.
AGAAUAUAUGAUGGAGGAGAUGAUGGACAAUAAGAGUAUGUUGAUGGAGGAACCUAUUCGCCAGUGUCCUGUCCCCACACCUCGCACCUCUAUCCCCUCUCCCUCCGCCUCCCCCUCCCUCAGGCACAAAAAUGAUGCUGUGACAGGGGAGCUCUCCAAGCUGCUGAAUGAGAUGAAGAUGUGUCGGGACAGAGACUACUCCUUUGAGGAGCUCUGCCAGACCAUCUCAUCCCACUCUCAUUCCAUGGAGAGCUUUGGCAGCGGUCACCUAUCAGACGAGGAGCGACGCAGUAACGGCACCCUGAGCAGAGUCAGAAAGGUGAGCACCAUUUUGGAUCAGGGAGAAAGGAUGGGACCAGGGGGAAUCAAGGGGGAUGUGAAGGGUGAGGACCAUUUUGGAUCAGGGAGGAAGGAUGGGACCCAGGAGUAA